UCCUUCUCCUACAGAAAAAAGAGACGUCUAUCUUUGCCUUCUUUCGAUCCAUUCAAUCUCUCGUCAUCUCUUCGGAUCGGUGAGUCCAUCGAUCGGUCCAUCUCGUUGUUGGUGUUGUUUGCUUUCGAUUUUUAGGGUUCUGAGGCCUCUGCUCUUGAUGGGGAGCGAGAGGUAUCAAGAAGGGCAGGUGGAUGAUGAUGAAUACGCGAAGCUCAUCAGGAAGAUGAAUUCUCCAAGGGUUGGAAUAGACAAUGAUGCUUGUGAUCACGCUACAAUUGUCCAAGUCGAUUGUGUGUGUAAACAUGGGAUCCUUCUUGAGCUUGUUCAAGUCCUUACUGAUCUAAACCUUGUCAUCAAGAAGGCCUACAUAACUUCUGAUGCAAGCUGGUUCAUGUUUGUCUUCAAUGUCACUGAUGGAGCGGGAAACAAGCUUCAGGACCAUAAGACCCUCAAUUAUUUGAAAACAGCACUCGAGUCGAGUGCUUGUUCCAUCACUUCGCUCCCUAGUUCAGUUGACAUCCUUCCCUCAAAGGAUUUCACUUUGAUCGAGCUAACUGGGAAUGACAGACCAGGUCUUCUAUCGGAGGUCUGCGCCGUCCUCAAAGACCUGCACUGCAAUGUAGUGAAAGCUGAGGUAUGGACCCAUAACACCCGAGCUGCCGCCGUAAUCCAAGUCGCCGAUGAGUCCACCCUUCAGGCCAUCGAGGAUCGAAACCGAUUGUCGAGAAUCAAAGACCUCUUGUACAACGUCCUCAAGGGUGACAGCCACACUAGUAGAGCCAAGAUGGUGGUCUCCGAGGGUCUUGCCCACACCGAGAGGAGGCUGCACCGGUUGAUGUUCGACGACCGCGAUUACGAGCAAACUGGAGUGGCAAAAGGACCUAAGAAAUCAAGGUCACAAGUCACCGUUACCAAUUGCGUGGACAGGCACUACACGGUAGUCAUGUUGAGGUCCAAGGAUCGACCAAAGCUUCUAUUUGAUACUCUUUGUACGCUCUCUGAUAUGCACUAUUUGGUGUUCCAUGCCUCCAUUGAUGCAACAAGGAGCGAAGCCUAUCAGGAAUUCUAUUUGCGGCACAGCGAUGGCCACUCGGUGAGUUCAGAAACCGAACAGCAUCAAAUCAUACGGUGUCUUGAGGCAGCUAUCGAGAGACGAGUAUCUGAGGGACUAGAACUGGAGCUGCACGCUGACGACAGGAUUGGGCUUUUAUCGGAUAUCACUCGGGUGUUUCGCGAGUAUGGCCUGUGCAUCCGAAGAGCAGCGAUAGCAACGGAUGGCGGCAAGGCGUUCGACACUUUCUAUGUUUCGGAGACGGCAAGCAAUCGUGUUGAUGCCAAGACCAUAGAUUGCAUAAGGAGACAGAUAGGGCAGACAAUUCUGAGAGUGAAGCAAACCCCUAGUUUAUCUCCGAAACCUAGUGGAGAAGCAGAGGCCAGUGCCACCAGUCUUCUUCUUAGGGUUUUCUUCAAGGUGUGUUCAUUUCACAAUGUCAGAGUUUGAUCAUUGGAUUGGUUCAAAUGCAGGAUGGUCGGCUUUGUUGUACAUUCUUCCUCUAUGGAAUGCCUACAAUGUUGUACAGAUA
Molecule: messenger RNA, 1583 nt
Organism: Zingiber officinale
Lineage: Eukaryota; Viridiplantae; Streptophyta; Magnoliopsida; Zingiberales; Zingiberaceae
Product: ACT domain-containing protein ACR6-like
Exons: 7
Coding region: 158-1501 (447 amino acids)
Source: RefSeq, a predicted model, not a curated record